CGUCUAUACACAGUAUGAUCUGUGUAUAUACAGCUUUUAUCGGGCGCGAAACUUGCAUAGGCUGAGAACCCUAUUGCGCAACCCUGGCACGCGGGCGUUAGCAUGGCUUGCCUUACGCAGUGUCGCAUACUAAGCCACUCCCUAGCUAGCUCUCGAGGAAGCACAGUUCCAUCGUACUCGUAUCGCCCCAGUGCCGGGAGAUGUAAUGCUGUUCCUCGCAGCGAAGCAAUAUUCUUGCUACACCGCGACCGACGGCAGUGGCAUGGACGGCGACGUCUCAUAACGAGGUCGACAGAGGACCUAGCAGCGCUGACAGCGUUGGCUCGCUCCGAAGCUUUGGAGCGAGAGCGGGCGUUGCUUGCGGACAUGCCCAUCGACGACCUUCGGGCCCGGCUCAUAAAGCAUGGCUUCUCCGAAUCCUCGCUGCCCGCCUCCCGGGAGCCCCUCCUGGAGCAGCUGGCGGAGACCAACCUGAAAGCCCGGGCACAGGUUGUGUCGUACCCGCUCCGCAAGACCCCCCGCAGCCCCCGCGCCGCCAAGAGCUUUCUGGUGGCACCCAUCGACGUCGAGGAUGUGGGUUUCGUCAACUUCCUGCUGGACAGCGGCAGCAGCGGAGCGCUGAUCACCGGGGAGAUGAGGGAGCGGCUGGGGCUGAGUCCCUCCGACGGGCAGGUGGUCAAGGGUGUUGACAGCGGCGGACUGACGCUGCGGCAGCGCGUGCGGCUGCCCCCGCUGCGACUGGGGCCCCGCCUGCUGGACCUGCGCGAGGCGUACGUCACACAACUCAAGUCGGAGCACGACGUGGAAGUGGGCGGUGUGCUGGGUCUGAGCUUCCUGCGCCAGUAUGAGGUGGAGAUCAGUCCGCAGCUGCAGCGGCUGGCCUUCCAUCCGCCGGGGCACAUCGACAAGGGGCUGCUGGACGUGCGGGGCAUGACAUGCCUGCGCUGCGAGGUGCUGAAGGGCGGUCUGCUGGGGGUGCCCGUGUCCCUUAACGGCUCCCCCCGCUUCCCGGCCAUCUUGGACCUGGGAGCCAACUUCUCCAUCCUGAACUGGCAAGCCGCGGAGCUGGCGGGGGUGCGGCGGGAGGGGAGCGGCAGCAGCAGUGCUGGUGCGGGCGGCGGAGGAAAGGGAGGGGGAGCAGCAGCGGGAGCGGCAGAGGUAGGCGGAGGCUUGACAGGUUUCAAGCAAACUGCCAUGUGACGUUUGUGUCCGUGUCCGUGUUUCCCGCAUAACGACCUGCGACCAGCGACUCCCGCAUGCAUGACUUUCCUGUUACCGGUGACGUUAACCGUUUGACGUUGACCGUUUGCCGUCACCGGUUUGACUAAAGGCACAAAUGCUUUCAUUUGUACUUUGACGGCCCCCAUCCCUGCAACCCGCACCCUCACCCGCACACUUCAUCCCUCCUCCGGCCAGAUCGACCCGCGGGGCUAUCUAAACGUGGUGCUCGGAGACGAUGGUGGGUGUACGGCAAACUGUACUGACAGAUCCGGAUCUUUUUUCAUUACAAUUACUAAAUACCACGCUGGCUGUCAUGCCCUUCUCUUGCAUGUGCAUGGCACCCUCCUCCCGCACCCUCCUUACGCUUCUGUAACCCCUCCCGCGCAUCCCCAAUAUCCCCCCUCAUUCGACGCAUGCCGAAUGCCCCCCUCUUUCCCGCCCUCCAGACUCCCGCUACGUGCCCAGUCGCGGUCUGGCGCUGAUGGUUCGCGAGCUGCCCUCCUUCUCGGCGCUGGGGCUGGACGGGGGCCCGGUGAUGGUGCUGGGUUACGACCUGUUG
This is a messenger RNA of Astrephomene gubernaculifera, 1780 nucleotides long. The record is from the annotation of a GenBank genome assembly. NCBI's taxonomy places the organism in Eukaryota, Viridiplantae, Chlorophyta, Chlorophyceae, Chlamydomonadales, Astrephomenaceae.